UGUGAGGCUAUCGGAACAUAUUGCGAAGUGUGUCAAAACAUCCUCCAAGCUCGAACAAAGGAGAAACAGUGGACAGUGGCACUCUCCCGAUCAGAAGAGAAUUCAAGAUCUCAAGGUGCAACGAACUUAAACAACAAAAGAGAAACAGUGGACAGUGGCACUCUCCGACAUAGCCGACUAGCCAAGAAUCAGAAACAGUGGACAGUGGCACUCUUCGAUAUAGCAAAGGAGAAACAGUGGACAGUGGCACUCUCCGAUAUAGCCCCAAAGGAGAAAUAGAGAAAUAGUGGACAGUGGCACUCUCCGACAUACCCGGCUUUCCAGACCUCAAGGUUCAACGAACUCAAAGCUCGAACAACAGAGAAACAGUGGACAGUGGCACUCUCCGACAUAGCCGACUAG
Rodentolepis nana is the source of this 402-nucleotide messenger RNA. The record is from the annotation of a GenBank genome assembly. Lineage: Eukaryota; Metazoa; Platyhelminthes; Cestoda; Cyclophyllidea; Hymenolepididae.